Symbiodinium necroappetens is the source of this 330-nucleotide messenger RNA. The record is from the annotation of a GenBank genome assembly. NCBI's taxonomy places the organism in Eukaryota, Dinophyceae, Suessiales, Symbiodiniaceae.
AUGGCAGCAAUCUCCGCGCAAAAGGUUGCCGUGCGGUCUUUGAUCCGGGGCAUCACCUUGUGGUGUGGAGCUGUAGGUAGUUUGGCGAGUCGGCUAGCUCCGUUUUCCAGAUUGCCUUUCAGAGCCCGGCAUUCUCAGGCUUGCCCGAACAGCUGUGCUUUCAGCAUGUCGGCAGUGUCCACAAGAGGGCGCUUCUCCCCGCUUGGAGCUCAGGUGCUGCGGUACACCACAGGAAUCGAAGAGCCGAACAUAUCCGGACUGUCAGACAAAGCUGUGUGUCAAGCAACCACAGGGUGGACCGAAAUUAGGCUUGCGGCCAAAACAGAGUAA